CCCACCCCACCGCACGCUCCACGCCCACCUACCACGCCAGAACGCCCACGGCAUAGUGUGACCCGGGGCCGCCCACGCCGCCCAUGACCCGCUGCUGUGGUGGGCGCACUCUGGCCCCCCGCCCCCGCCGCCCGCGAGGCCCCCUUGAGUGUCGUCGGUAACUAUGCGCUGUGGGUCAGGGACGGGCAGGGGUUAUGGUGUGUCGGCACUGUCCGCGGCCCCCCUGGCACUGUCCACGGUCCCCUUGGCACUGUCCGCGGUCCCCCUGGCGACCUGCCCCCAUCGCCCUCCUCCUGCCUCCUCUCCUGCUCUCCCUCGCCCUCGCCACCACCCACAGGCCUCACACUAACACGCCCACACUAGCCUACACGCCCACGCCGCCCACCGCCAUACACCACACCCAUCAACACACCCACAAUAACCGUCACUUCCCCGCCCUGGUGGCGGCACUGUCCGCACCCCAGCACCGCGAGGGCUUGAGGCAGUGUGCCGUGGUGGCACCUCUGGAUUCUUACAGCCUGGAGAGCCUAACUAACCAGACACUAGAAGACAAGUGCCAGACGUGUAGUCCGGAAAACAAGGAGUGCCAUCAGGGGAGGAAGUGCCCGACACUGCCCGAGGCACUGUGCUCCACUAAAGACGGGGAGAAGCGUGAAGAAAUCAUACGGAAAGUGACGUUGCGGUUCUGCCCGCACAUGGCCCUGCACUCAGUCAUGUGUCAGGAGCAGGUUAAGAGUGUCACUGACGUGAAGUUAGCCGAGUGCUCGACGGUGGCGCGACACCUACAGGACAUGGACAGCAUUGUGGGCCGAGUCCUCCACCAGCACCAGUCUCUCCUCGCCAAAUACAACUGCGAGAGCCACUAUUCCAUCACCCAGACGUGCUCCGGCUGUCAGGAGGCCUACCGUUACUGGGUGUGCUCCCAGCUCUUCCCUUACUACGUGGACGGCGUCCGGGUCAAACCUUGCCGGCGGUUCUGUCAUGACGUGGAGCAGAAGUGCCCUUACUUCCUCCCCAGAGCUAAACCUGUAGCAGGAGAACCUACUUUCCUCUGUCAGGACCCGAAAAUUGGGGAGCUGGAGGAACAGGAAUCGUCAUACGGGUCAGACGCGUGCUGCUACCACACCUGCCCUCCCCACCAGGUGCUGGGAUACGUGAAGGAGGUUCCCGAACACCAACCUCUACCCAGCCUCUGUUCCACCUGCCACACCUCCACUACCACCACCACCACCAUCACCGCCUCCAGCAGCAGCAGCACCUCCAGCAGCGACGCCAGCACCUUCCUGUCGCCUACCCCACGGGACAACCACAAGGCCAAUCACUCACAGUGUCUUUCAGCCAGCGAUGCGGACUCUUGUUCACUUCACCCUGCCCCCAGCCCACUUUCUCCGUUACGUAGUGCCGGCAGCAGCAGCACCACAGUUAUAACCAGAAAACAUUGUUGGACUCGUACAGCGUUAUAUAUAUUGUUGUUAUAUUUAGUGCGAACUCGUGUCUUGCUGCCGCGGGGGUUUACGUAGUGUUUGGCGUCCAGGUCAAUGUGUGUGUGUGUGUGUGUGUGUGUGUGUGUGUGUGUGUGUGUGUGUGUGUGUGUGUGUGUGUGUGUGUGUCCUACUCCUCUCCCGUAUUCACCCCCCCCCCGCACACACACUGUUACCCGCGAGCCAGUGUUCCCCUUUAGUGAGUCACUGGCUUCCUUUUAGCUUCAGUAUUCCCCUCGGUUGCGUUCCACCCCCACUCAUCCAUCAGCGCUCUACCUCCUCCUCCUCCCCCUCCUUUCCCCUCACACUUCCUCCGUCCCUAACCCCUCUCCCUCACCUCUCCCAAGAGCCUGCAGCACUGAGCCGACGCCAAGCCCCUUAAUCAGUGCCUGCAACACCUAUACCAUUGAUGGCCCCCUUCCAACACUCAUCCCAACACUAGCAACCUUAUAAUUGACGAACCCAUUAUUAAUACCCCCCAAAGUAGUGCCCUUUUAUUGAUGGCCGUUCGUUAGAGCCUUUCAUCAUCAAUAACUUCUCCCCUACUUAAUUACCUAUAGUUUUUUCUUAAGUCUGUUUUCUCCAGUUUGAAGAUGUUUUCUACUAAAACAUAUAUAUAUAUACGUUGUUCUCGUUCUUCCUAUACCUCUUGCUUUUUAUAUUUUGUCCUUUAAUUGAUGGUAAGUUAGGCAGCGUCAGUUCCAACGCUAGUUUGUGGUACUGACGCCAGGGGUAAUUCCCUUCAUCCAUCUUAACAUUCUUCUUCCCCUUCUCACCUCCCUGGUUCACGUUUUUUAUUGUGGGAAUCUCCCUUCUUCCGCCUGUAUGAGGUGCCUGGGAGGGCGCACACUGCCCCCCUCUCCCCCAUUCCUAUGCUUCACCCCAUAUCUUUAUCCUCUUUUGUUCCCUAACUCUCCCUCUCUUCCGGCAUCUUCUCUCCCAUCUAUAUAUUAUACCUUUCCUUCCCCCCCCCCUUUACGCCUCUCAUCCAGUUCCUCGCCAUAUAUCACGACCCCUCCUCCGUACUUGACCACCAGGCCCUCCUCGUAGCCUGGCUGGCUACACUACCAUGGUGGACAACGCGUGAUAGUGUGUGUACCUUCAGGAUGGACAGUGAAGCUGAGGCCAUGAGUGCGUCCACGCCCCCAACCCCGUACGUGUGGACAAAAAUUUAAUAAAUAUGUUAACGAGAUUAUCCAUCAUUUUUAGGAACCAUGUGUCACCUUCUUUUGGAGAGAGAGAGAGAGAAAUGAAACAUAUCCUACUCAAGUUUUAAGUAUUUUUCUUGCAAUAUGGCUCGCGCUAAGAUUCUUGAGCCCUUCUCGCCAUGGGCUGCGCCAGGAUUUGAAACCUUUUGUGUCUUAUAAUUAGCAGAAUCAUGAAACUCAAGAGUUGACUCCUUGGUCGGACUGAGGCAGUGAACAGAUGCCAGGCACUAACGCUACACUCAACUCCGCAACACAAAAUCACGGUGCCUGGUAGCUCACCUCUCCGAUUCUUCAACCAAGCUGUUUCUUAGGCGCUGUUGACAAGACCUCCAGAAUUUAGGUGAUCUAGUGCGAGCUUGAAGGACCGACUCUGCAGGCAAGACCAGUGGAGGCAGCAGCAGGAGCGCAUGAAGGACAGACAAUCAGUGUGUGGCGCAGUGGUCCCCAAACACUUAGUCGCUCCUCCAGUUAUCAUUUAGCCUCACUACCAAUAUUUGUUAUACUCCCAGAUAUAUUUUUAGAAUCUUAGCUAUGUUGGAAACCUAUAUUAGAAGAGGAUAAUACUCCACAAGGCUUGCUUAAGGUUUGCUCCAGAGGUUACACCGAACCAAUCUCAUACCGGCCACAAAGGUUCUUAUAGUGAAAGUCACUCCAAUUGUAUGCGCACACUACAUCUUUCACUAGAAAUAGAAUUGUGGCAGUUUAUAUUUAACUAUUUUUCCUAAAAGAUGUACUGUAUAUGCUAUAUAAUAUUUUUGAUAGAUUCUUCCGAGAAGAAGCUAUUGAUAUUGCACGGUUCUCUAAGUCUUUGUUUAAGGAACAAAAAAGUGGGUUUCACACAUGCUGAAAUGACCAUCAUGUGGCGCUUGAGUACUCUUAAGAUGUUAUCCAAGAAUUGUUUUACUUUCAAGUGUGUUUCUUCGAAGUCUGUUUUGAUGUCUUAAUGUGCAUAAGUUUUGGUUUAUACAAAACAAAGACAUUCCUGUGGUAGCUCUUGACGAGUCGGGUUUAGUUGUCACGUUUCUCUCGGGGACAAACGUCACGUUUCCUCUAUUAAGUCGACAUGUUUUUUCAGGUGUUUCCUGCAUAGCGCAGUCAUUGGGUCAUGUGUUUUGGUCUCAUAAAUGUUCCGUCUCUCUCACCUUUCGUCUCCUAUAUCUCACCUUCACAUUACGUAUCGUUAUCACUAAAUUAUAAUCCGUUGUUGUCACUUUUUAUCUUAGUCUAACAUUCCAUUUUAUCGUAUUCAAAACUUCGUAUAUUUUCUAUGGUUUGAAACAAAUUAUUAAAUUCAAUCUUCCACGACGAUGGCCUUUGGGUGGGCACUUUGUAACAGUAUGUAAUUAUAAGGAAAUAAUAUAUGAAUCCAAUACUCAACACGCUAACUCGGUUGGCUGAUUGAGCCUCGCCAUGGUGUCAAAUGACAAGUCGAGCUUCGCUACAUUCACAAAUUUCUUUCGUCAGUUUAUUUAGCUCAAUUCUCAAAACCUGGUUUUUCUGUCAGCUACAUUAAGCCUCGUUGGCCACUUUUGUUAUUGACAUUGAUGCAUCUUUGAGUUAUAUAUGAUUAUAUAAGUUACUUUCAUUGCGAAAAACAAUAUUAUACUUAAAAAUAUAUACACAUAAAAUUACACGCUUGCAUAUCCAUUCUCGUCUGGGGAAAGGUAAUACAGAUGUUCACACUAAUUAUGGGACAGUAAUGGUUCACCACUAACCACACCCAUCAUUAUCAAUCAUUUAUGUCAUCAGAACUAUCAAUAUCAUCGUUAUCAGCAUUACCAUCAGAAUCAAAUAACGUGUAAUGCCAUUUGAUAAUUAUCACCACCAUUUGGUAUUGGAAACGUUUCCCCCCCCUCAGAGACACCCCGCUCAUAUUCCCCUCACACGAGUAAGUGAGGGGGAAUACAGGACCAGGUGGAAGAUCCUGUAUGAUACUAGUUUUUAGAUUAAAUAUGCGUCAGCUUCUGGUCUUCAAAACAUCCUAAUGUUUAGAAAACGCUAAAUUACCGUGUCUGCCCGCCGAUUUGCGUUCGCAAACAUUGUAUAUCAUUCUAAUUGGAUUCUAAAUCAACGCACCUGGAUGAAAGCCAGUGGUGAAGUGGGACGAAAGCCAGGAUUGCGACUAAUGCAUUACGGUUUCCAGUUUCAUUAACCUCUAUGUCGCAGUUUUGUACGACCCGAGGUUAUCGGAGCCUCAUGUUGUCAGACCGUGUUUCUGGUCCGAUGUUUCAGACACUAAGACUGAAAACUUAAUUACUCAGAACUAUCCGGAGUUAGGCUAUAGCAAGUCUCCGAUAUUUCGCCCAACUUAAAAUCGUCACAGGACGAUUUACACGAGCUUUCAAAAUAAACUCAAGACUGGCAGAUACAUUUUAAUGAUGGCACUAGUAGGAUUCUAAGCCAAGGAAAUAAAUAUAAAACAUCAACUGAAUAACUAUGAAAAUACCAAAUCUGAAUUCGAUAAAGAUCAAAGACCAUUUAAGUCAAAAUAUAAAAUUGUUCGAAAUACGGCUAAUAGGAAACUGAAAUUUACAUUAAAAAGCAUUACUUAACUAGAGCUAUUCGUUAGUUUCAUAAAGCUCCCUUUGGUUCCCCAUUUAGAUUACGCAGUUCAGUUUUGGGGACCAUAUUAUAAGCUGUCAUGGACAGUUAGAAAUAGGACAUGACCCCUGGACCUUACGAAUCUCUAAAGAAGAGCGAUUGCAAAAGCCUAAUUUACAAUAUCUAUAAAAAGGCGACGAGUAUGAGGCCGAUAUAACCGAAAUUAUAUGACAAUACUUAAGACUAGUAAUAGCCCUCUUAACACAAAACUGAAUUUCGAACUAUAGACAAAUUAUACACGUUUCACUUAAACCAAUCCUGGGCAAAUAUGGACUUUAUAAAACAGACUGAGGGGUUGCCUGAGCGUUUCAAGUGAAGCUUAGGGACAUUGUACAGUGAUUCCUAGUAUCAGAUUCCCAGUUUUCUCCACUAUCGAGAGUCUAAGCCUCUAAGCAAAACGUAAUCAAUUAUCAAAAGAAGACAUCAAGCCUAGAAGACACUCAGACUCGUCCAAGUUCACAAUAUAUGAACAUUAUGUAUUAUGCCGUUUCUGUCGAGGCCUAAAAUGUUCAGCUGAAUUCCCUAUAAACACACUGACUAAUCGCUUACAUAUUUGUAUUAUAGACUCCCACGUCACUGAAAGUUUAAAUGUAAUUUUAUCUUAAAUGUUGGAAUUCUACUCUGAUGGGACCAGAUAUUUUUAUAUUUGUACAAUGUGUACAUCCUGGAUACUUAGGGUCGUGAACCAUCUUGAUUUGUUGGGUGUGGCGACUCUUUCACCGCACGUCCAUCACCACUUUCACCACCACUAGCAUAUCUCGACUCAUCACACCCAUGCUCACCAUCACCCCCACCACUCCUGUAGUGAUCAUCACCACAUUUCCACCACUGUCUCGCGAGAUGAUCAUUGUGUAAAUCUCCUACGAAUCUUAGUACCUGGAGCUACUAAUGGAUGGUUAUACAAAACGUGUUACUCUUGUAGCCAAAAUUAGUCCAAGUUAUGUACUAUUAAUUUUGAAGACCCGAGAGGGAAAGCAACAAUAAAAUUUUACUUUUCCUAGGCCUAAUAUACGUACUAAAUUAAGCCUAAUAUUGUGCACGUUAGGCCUAGGUUAGGUUUACUGUUAGUGUUUUUAACUUUGUAUUACGCCUUUAGAAUUUUAAUAGUACAACGCUUGAACUUAAUUUGGGUCCAACGGUUGACAUUCUGUACUAUUCGUCCACAAUAGCUCUAGGUACUAAUAUUUAUAGAGGGUGGACUAACUCAUUACUCGCAUGUCGAUUAAUUACACCAUUAACUACUGUUACCCAUAUAUUUACCCUUUCAACUAUUAACUAACAUUUCUAACAUGAUCACAUCGCACCAUUAACUACCAUUACACUCAAAUAAACCAAAUACUCCAUUAACUCUCACUACCCACAACAAGAUCUCCUACAAUAUUAAAACUAACAAACAUCGCAUCCAUAAGACAAUCAAAAAUUUAUCAACAAAAAAGUCUGCGAUGUUAUUUACUCCAGAUGCAGAGGGAGGCUACCAUGUUGCCAUGGUUACCGCCGCGAGUUGCCAUGGUUACCGCCAUGCGUUGCCAUGGUUACCGCCAUGCGUUGCCAUGGUUACCGCCAUGCGUUGCCAUGGUUAUUGUCAUGCGUUGCCAUGGUUACCGCCGCGAGUUGCCAUGGUUACCGUCGCGUUUUGCCAUGGUGUUGCAAACGUGUCUCAUCCGUGCCUACACUAUGAGGAACCAUCCCAAAUGAGAACGAGAGAUUUGUCCAAGUGACAAAUUUACCAUUAUUGCAAGUCGAUUGUUAAAUAAAAAAAACAGUUCAGUUGCUCACCGGAUUUCCUGGUUUAGCGCCGACUUACCAUCUGGUCCGCUGUACAUAAAUCGUUGCAAAGGCCAAGAGGGGAAAAUGCUUUCCAUUUUUGUAUAGAAAAAUAAUCAAAAGCUAGGUUUUUCUCUUCUUGAACGAUGGUCCGUAUGCUGCUCUCCCACCCACGAGGGCCAGAGACCAAGCCGACGACUGUCAUUAGCCAAGACCAAAAAAAAAACUAACAUAGAAAGCAUGUUAAGGAGCCGCGUGCCUCUUGCAAGACGGCAAUAGAUUCUUGCAUGGACACACACAUGAUCAAAACUAUAAAUCAGAGACCGUCCGACACUAGAACACUAUGUGACUGAAGCGUGUAAUAGAGUCGACACUCGUGAGGUUCACUUGGGCGGAUGAUGGUGCCUUUCUCGGCUGCUAGCUUGGAUGAGGGCGGCUCUAACUGUGACCCGUGGAGGAUGGGGGCCAAGUCUACAGGGGAGUGUGGUCCUCCUGUAUGUGGCGACUAGCUGGUUUGGGCGUAGAGGGGUUGCUGGGUGUGGUCACCGCCAGGUAGUGAGGGAGGUCCAGGUCUCACCCACCUGCAAGCUAACCUCGCGCCCUUGGAGCCAGGCUCUUGCGCCUACGUAACACUCGAGUAGCAGUAACCUCUCAUGAAAGGCACUCGAGUGUCCCAUUCAUUAAAUUGGUAUCCCUGAGGCUCUUAAUUCAUUAACGUGAGUGCCUUACCUAACCUGUCUACAUCGGUGGAACCGACGCCUCAAGUCGCGAUCUUGACCAAGAAAACAGUUAUUUGGUAGAUGCGACCUUGCAUGCAUGUGCUGCGGACUGCCUGCAGAUGCUUGUGACCUUAGCUCCGCUGACCUUUGUGAAAUAUAUAGCAUCUACAGGCACCACAGGUCACUUGCUAAGCAGCGGCGGCCGUCCAGCACACGCACACACAGAGACACAGCUGCCGGUGCGUGGGCUUGUACACAGCUUUUUACGUAAUUUAAACAGCCGCUAUGUCUCUGUGAUCUAUCUGGGUGGGCUGCAAACAGCCUCUUUGGACUGCAUGUUUCUACUGCAGACAGUCGGUAUAAAACUAAGGAUUUGAUCGGAAAGGGCUGCAAAACGGUCGAUGCGUAGUCGUGGACUGUCUGGGUGUGCUGCAGACAGUCUCGGUGCAGCAUAAUGCUGUAUAUGCACAAAUGUCUGUCGCGCAACUUCGGGCGGUCGUACGUGUCAAACUUUCACAACGUAAAACAUGUUCAACACCGUAUACGUUACAUACGCCCGUCACACAAUUAUGUAUCCCGUGUAUCACAGCAGAAGUGAACCCAUCGACCUCCCGCGCAGUGUUACAGGCACGUGUGCGCUGCAGUAAGGUGAUGUGUGCAGCACACGGUACACUCCGCAGCUUGCAAGGUGCCCCUCACAAGUAAAAUGGUUAAUGUUAAGCAAGAAGCACACGAGGGUGGGGGAUAUGAACGGGUUCUCUCAGUAUUCUUGGUGGGUUGGUGAAGAUGGAGGGUAAGAGCUACCUGACUACGAGAGGGGGACUGGCCAACCAGCCUCCUCCGAGGGUCCCCCACUGCGGGGUAUUUGUAUUACCUGUUUCCUAGAGGACUUGUGUUUGGAAGUAAGAUCCCUCUGACUGUCUGAAAUGCUCGUCUCAUCUAUAUCGUUCCUUUGACUGGUUCAUCUGUAACACGUCAUAAUUAAUUUGUAAGUCUCUUUAAUAUACAGGUUUGUGUUUGUGAAUGAUCACCUUAUACAGUUCGUUGAUACAUGAAAAAUAUUUAUACAUGGUUUAUACAUGGUUAUAGAGACGAAUACAUAUAUUUAUCACUGGUAUUAAUGCCAGUUCGCAGAGGAUGUGAGGUUUUACAUAGUCUUAUGAUGUAUCUCUGUGUGAGUGUGAAUUAUUGUAUGCAAGAUUUGUCGAGUUAAUUUAAGCAGUGGCUUCAUAAUGCUAUAUUUUGUAUAUUUAAAUCAUGAUACAUCAGCCGACAUUAUCAUCCCAAAGAACAUCACUAAUCUUCCUCUCAUUAGAGCGAGGCGUCGAGUGCCUUGAACCACAUCUUGUAAAAAUUAUCCAACAAUUUAACCCUUUAAGCAAUUUUACCCAGUACCCCCCCACUCGCGCGAUCACUACCCCCCCCCCUUGCAGUUCCCUCUAGGAGCAAUCACCACCAUCACUAGUUAACCCCCCCCCCCCUCCCCCCUGGUGCAACCACCACCACAGUCCUCCCAUACCUGGAACUAUCACCUCCACCAGUUCCCCUUUGCUCGCCCUCAAGCACACGAACAAUACGAUUACCUUAAAAUAACCAAAUGAGAAGCUUGUGUAUUGUAUAUCCGCGGAGGCUCAAGGCUCUCGACACUGUUCGUCACCAUCUACACCACCAUCACCACCACCAUACACCACUCACCAACACCACCAAAGGUUAAAUAUGGCCAAUGUGUGCGCUCGGUGACCUCACCACUGUUGUGGAGAGGUCCCGUCAUUUACUGUUUGAUUUCCCUGUUUAGUCUGAUAAAGGAAAUACCUCAUGUAUAUUGACAGGUUAAGACGGUCAUAUAAUCAAGUGUUAAUAUGUCCUUUGCUACGGUUACUAUGACGAUUUAUUCGAUUAUUAUUUUCUACAAAUCUGUUUCUGAUUUUUAUUCCUUUGCUGGAGUUGCCUAGUUGCUAAAAAAAAAGAUAAGACAAUGCGCACAUUAUGUCUCUGGUGAGGUUAUCCUGAGGGGUGCUCGUGGGACAACACGUGGGUCCCUCCGCCCGCCACGUCUUGCUCCACCAGUAGUCCUAAAUGGUGCCCCCUUGCGGGUAUCCACUUGGUCACCUUAAGGUUAGCCCCAGUGGGAACCCUUCGAACCCCCAGCACGGUACUCGAGAGGGGCACAUGUGCCCCCCCUACCUUCCCUCCCUGGUCACUAUACGCCUUCCCCUACUCUCCCCUACUGGCCGGUGCCUCUCUGGAGUCGGCCUUCGUGUUAGUUUGGGAUUCCGGAUGCCCCCGACGGCGACCCGACCUGGCCAUCUUGUUACCCUUAUCCCCUGUUACCUGACUGUGGGACCCAAACGCGGCAUCACCGACUAUUGAUCCUGUAACAUAACCACGACGUUUCUUUUGUACGUACAUAUAGAUCUGUACAUAGGACAAAAUAUGAAUGUUGUUAAUAGGACAGUUGAGAAAUAAAGAGAAUUUUAACAGA
Messenger RNA from Procambarus clarkii (red swamp crayfish), 10255 nucleotides. RefSeq names its product Mid1. Gene Ontology annotation, biological process: calcium ion import across plasma membrane. Gene Ontology annotation, molecular function: stretch-activated, monoatomic cation-selective, calcium channel activity. Lineage: Eukaryota; Metazoa; Arthropoda; Malacostraca; Decapoda; Cambaridae. The record is from RefSeq and is a predicted model, not a curated record. Gene Ontology annotation, cellular component: plasma membrane.